Molecule: messenger RNA, 1504 nt
Organism: Nanorana parkeri
Lineage: Eukaryota; Metazoa; Chordata; Amphibia; Anura; Dicroglossidae
Product: PH-interacting protein-like
Biological process (GO): regulation of cell shape; cytoskeleton organization; regulation of transcription by RNA polymerase II
Cellular component (GO): nucleus
Molecular function (GO): protein binding
Source: RefSeq, a predicted model, not a curated record
UCCUCCUCCCUCCGCCUGGCUUUGCAUGGUGGAGAGCGGAGGCUUCUCUUUCUCCUUCCUGCUCCAGACCCUGACAGCUCCAGCUCCAGGGGCAGGGCCCGGGGAUCCGCUCCGGCGGCAGUAGCGGGAGGAGGAGGAGGCAGUGCAGGCGAAGGAGGAGGGGGGGAUACCCAGCUACCCCAACAUGUCCUCCUCCAGCAGCCAGCACAGCACCGAGCUGAAAUCCGAGCUCUAUUUCCUCGUUGCCAGAUUUUUGGAAGAUGGACCCUGCCAGGAGGCAGCUCAGGUCCUGAUCAGAGAAGUGGAGAAGAAGGAGCUGCUCCCCAAAAGGGUCGACUGGACGGGCAAGGAGCACCCCAGGACUUACCACAAUUUGGAGAUUCCUCAAAGUGUACCUGGCGUGCUAACACUAGUAGGAGCUGGGCGCCAGUCUCUGCUGCGCACAAACAAAAGUAUGUAUGACUGCAAACAUGUUUUGUGGAAGGGUACAGGCCUUGCGGCUUUACACUGUGGGAGACCCCCAGAGCUGCCUAUCAGUUAUGGAAACUCACCAAGUAUAGGAAAUACACUUUUUGCAAGAAAGCUAAAUGGAAAGUACAAGUUUGAGACCCUAGUCCCGACAGCAGUUUAUCAGCAUAUGAAGAUGCACAAGAGGAUUUUAGGACAUCUCUCCUCUGUUUACUGUGUGACUUUUGAUCGGACUGGCCGAAGAAUAUUUACAGGAUCUGAUGACUGUCUGGUUAAAAUAUGGGCAACAGAUGAUGGUCGUCUCCUGGCAACGUUAAGAGGGCACGCUGCUGAAAUCUCAGACAUGGCUGUGAAUUAUGAAAAUACAAUGAUUGCCGCUGGAAGCUGUGACAAGAUGAUCAGAAUCUGGUGCCUAAGGACAUGUGCUCCACUGGCCAUUCUGCAGGGUCACAGCGCGUCCAUAACUUCACUACAGUUCUCUCCACUGUGCACUGGAUCUAAGCGAUUCCUCUCCUCUACUGGAGCUGAUGGAACAAUUUGCUUCUGGCUUUGGGAUGCAGGCACUUUAAAAAUAAAUCCCCGACCCAUAAAGUACACAGAGAGACCACGGCCUGGUGUUCAAAUGAUCUGUUCUUCUUUCAGUUCUGGAGGCAUGUUUCUAGCAACAGGGAGCACUGACCAUAUGAUAAGGGUUUAUUACUUCGGCUCUGGUCAGCCGGAAAAGAUUUCUGAGCUAGAGUUUCAUACAGAUAAAGUGGAUAGCAUCCAGUUUUCAAACGGAAGUAGUCGGUUUGUAAGUGGGAGCCGUGAUGGAACUGCUCGAAUUUGGCAGUACAAGAAAAAGGAGUGGAAGAGCAUUUUAUUAGACAUGGCUACUCGUCCUACUAGCACUCAAGGUGUGGAAGACAAGACAACAAAACUAAAAGUGACAAUGGUGGCUUGGGACCGCCAUGAUAACUGUGUGAUCACUGCAGUUAGCAACAUGACUUUAAAAGUUUGGAACUCAUACACUGGACAGCUCAUCCAUAUCCUUAUG